UUACAAAUAUAAAGCACAAAAUAAUAGCAUAAGUAUUCACCCCCUUCUUUUAGUAGAUGCACCUUUGGCAGCCUUCACUCUAUGUGCACUAGUCUCUAUCAGCUUUCCGCUUCUGCAAGAGUAUGUUUUCCUUGUUCUUAUUUGUGAAACUGCUCAAACUCUGUCAGGCUGCAGGGGGAUCACGAGUGAACAGGCUUUUUCUAGUACAGUCACAAAUUCUCUACUGGAUUGAGAUCUGGAAUCAGCCACUCCAGGACACUGAUGUUGUUUUUAAGCUAUUCCUGUGUUGCCUGGUCUUUAUGCUUGGGGUUGUUGACUUUCUGGAAAAUAAAUCUUCUAAGGUUCAGGUUUCUUGUAGCCUGCAUUAGGUCUUCCUCCAGGAUUUCCAUGUAUUAAGCUGUAUUUAUUUUAGCCUUUACCCAUACACGCCUUCUGUAGAAAGGCAUCCCCACAGUGUUAUUCUGCCACCCUCAGUACGUCGCAGUGGAAAUGGUGCGUUUUUCAUAAUCUAUAGUCUACACUAAAUUAAUCUGAAAACUCAGUUUUAGUCUGGCCAUAGAACCUACUUACAGCUAACUUGCCUGUCAUGUGCCUUUUGACCAAUCUAAACCACUGUAGCUUGUAACUCCUUGAGAGUUUUCAUAGGUCUCUUGGUGACCUCCUGGCACUAGCCGUCUGUUGAACUUAAUGUCUCAUUUCCAUGAAUACAUGAACAAAGCUGAUCGCAUGGCAGGAUGAGUUUUUCAAGUUCAAGAAAAAACUCAAAGAAUAAUCCAGUUUUGCCUGGUUCUUGGCACUAGGUGGAAAGCUGAUGCUCUGGAUGUAGAAGUGAUUGUGCUUUGUGGUGGAAUGAGACCACUUGAUUAAUGCCCCCAAGACCCCAAACUAAAACAAGAGGAUUCAGGAAAUAAAAUCAGUGAAUGAAAAUGUAAUAAAAGAUAUAUACAGCUGAGGUCAGAAGUUUACGUACACUUCGGGUGAAUUCUUUAAAACUGAAUAACUCCACAGAUUUUAUAGCAACAAACUACAUGUAUGGCAGUUUGUUUAAGACAUAUCAGCUUUGUGCAGGGCAAAAGUAAUUUUUUCCAACACUGUUCACCGACAUAAUAUUUCAGUCUUUAUUGACUAAUGUAAUGAUUUCAGGGUUUCGUUGUGUGUUUCUGACAGUGUAUGCAUCCCUUUUUUGUUCACUGUGGGAAUAAUCCUACAGUAAUUUAAUACAGUUCAGAGUUUAAAUGCGAAAUAAGAAUCUGCCAAAUAGCGUACGAAAUUGAAUCACUAUUUUGUAAUUAGAAACUGCAGGUCUUGAGUUUGAACUUUUUAAUCUAUCGCCAUCCGCACUAACUGAAAAAUAAAUGUUGGGAAAUAUUUUGAUAUGCUGAAAACUUGUUUUUGUUCUUCCAUCUAUGUGGUGUUUCGAAUGUUUUUUUUAUUUUAUUUUAUUUUCCCUUCCAUCUAUGUGGUGUUUCGAAUGUUUUUUUUUUUCCACAAUUUACCUGGUUAAACAUUACAUCGUCUAAUAGAAUUAAUCACCGGGCAGUGAAUCGAAGCGGCAGACUUUCACACAUCAUUUUCCAGUAAUGUCUAAUGCUCCGGUAUUUGCGCCGAUCGCGCCUUCAGGCAGCUGCAGCGGAACAACGCGCUCAUUCGUUACUUGUCAACCUCGAGUCUCAAGACUGUGCGAGUUUCUCGAAAGUAGGAGAAGGGAGGGGUGGCGGAGGAGGAGAGCGGGGCUGGAGUGUUUGCCAGCCUGCCUGCCGACGACUGGACCGUCAGGUGCAGGCAGUCCUUAAAAAGCGGGUGCUGCCUUCACACAGGCACGCAUUUGUCAACAGAGCGAAUCUUGCACGGAGCGCGCCGCCGCUCUUUCCCGCCCGGUCACGAUGCUGAACUGUAUCCAGCUGACACUCUUCAUUUGCACGGUGCUUUCACCUUACUGCGACUCGGAGAAACUUUUCCACAGCCGGGACCAUUCGGAUAUCGAGCUCCCAACGAGUCAUCGUGCGGAGCUUAUUGUGGACGAAGUCACUGCAAAGCAAUUCUUAGAAAAGUAUGGAUUCACAACUCCAGUUAUGUGGGAUGAGAAGCACUAUGAACAAGAAGAAAGCUUUAUCGAUGCUAAACGAGCACCCAAGGACAUCCUGUCUUUAAUUCAAGAAGGGACUUUUGCAUCCCGCAGCAGUGGUGAAAGUGAUGAUGAAAAUCCUCUACAGAAACCACAAUACAUGAAAGCCCUCAAGGAAUUUCAGAAGGCAUACAAUCUUCCGAUCACAGGAGUGCUGGAUGAUGCGACCAAGGCGGUCAUGAAUAAACCAAGGUGUGGUGUGCCAGACAAGAAGGCUGACCUAAACAACACUGUUGUCAACACAACAGCCAGCACAACUAAUGAGACAUUGGAUAAUCGCACGGCCCAAGUUGACAGGCAAGCGAAUUAUUCUGCUGGCACAAGGCAAAAACGUUCCCUUGAAAUGCUACUGUUUCGAGGAAGGAAGAAACGAUCAGAAGGAGAUACACCAAGCAUGCCAGGGCAGAUGGCUUUUUCUAAGACAGUGUUGAAGUGGAGGCUCAUAGGUGAGGGUUACAGCAGUCAGCUCUCAAUAGAUGACCAGAGGUAUGUCUUCAGACUGGCUUUUAGGAUGUGGAGUGAAGUGUCUCCUUUGUUAUUUGAAGAGGACAAUACCUCGCCCCUGUCCAUGAUUGACAUCCGGCUUGGCUUUGGCACAGGUCGCCAUUUAGGCUGUGCACAGACUUUUGAUGGGGCUGGACGAGAGUUUGCUCAUGCCUGGCAGCUGGGAGAUAUUCACUUUGAUGACGAUGAGCAUUUCACUGCUCCGAGCAAUGACAAUGGCAUUAGUUUGCUUAAGGUGGCAGUUCAUGAGAUUGGCCAUGUGCUAGGAUUGCCACAUAUUUAUCGCACGGGGUCCAUCAUGCAGCCCAGCUACAUUCCCCAAAAUUCUGGCUUUGAAAUUGACUGGCUUGACAGAAAGUCUGUACAAGAACUUUACGGCAAGUGCACUGGCCCUUUCAACGCUGUGUUUGACUGGGUGCGCAAGGAAAGAACAGUUUACGGUGAAGUAGUUGUCCGGUUCAACACGUACUUCUUUCGGAAAAACUGGUAUUGGCUUUAUGAGAACCGCAACAACCGCACACGUUAUGGAGACCCCAUUGCAAUCCAGGUGGGAUGGCAUGGAAUACCUUCAGAUGGCAUUGAUGCUUUUGUUCACGUUUGGACCUGGAGGAUUGAUGCAACAUUUUUCUUUAAGGGCACUCAGUACUGGAGAUAUGACAGUGACAGUGACCAAGCAUAUGCAGAAGACUCUGAAGGCAACAAAUACCCACGGCUAAUUUCUGAGGGAUUCCCAGGUAUCCCUAGCCCCAUCAAUACAGCCUUCUAUGAUAGAAGAGAUUACAGGAUUUACUUUUUUAAAGACUCUCUUGUCUAUGCCUUUGAUGUUAAUAGAAAUCAGAAAGUGAAUGGAUUUCCACAGCUGAUUACAGAUGCUUUCCCAGCUGUUAUUCCUAACGAACAUCCCAUCAGCAACCUUGAUGCUGCAUACUUUUCAUAUUCUUACAAUUCCAUCUUCUUCUUCAAGGGCACCUACUUCUGGAAAGUAGUUAAUGACCGAGACAAGCAGCUCAACUCAUCCUUGGCAUACAACAGCCUGCUUCCCCGGCAGAACAUUGCAGACCAGUGGUUUGAUAUUUGCAACGUACACUCCUCAGUAUUAAGAAUGAAAUAGAACUGCGGAAAUCUGGGAAGUCAGGUCAUUUACAUACAGGGUUAGUCCCAAGACUGGGCAGCAGCUUGAAUGGAGUUGGGAGAAAAAGAAAAAAAAAGAAGAAUACCCCUCACAUGCCAACCUGGUGUUUAAAUGUGUAACGGUUAAGAAAACCUGAAAUAUGAUUGGCCCAAUGAUUUAUUCAAAAUGAUUUAGUUCAGCGGGUCACCUUAUGAAGCAACCAUCAAAUAUUUUUAUUUUUCCUUCCAGCAUCCCAUGACUCUUCAGACAGUGGCUAGUUGGCUAGAUAUCUAAUUGUUUCAAAGGGUGGUCAUAACAAAAUGUCAAAUACAUUACCAAGAUGUCACAGACUGUGCUUUCAUCAGUUAGAAUUAUGUCAAACAGACAUGAAGUGGUCAAAAACUGACAGAGCAAAAGGGGAAAGGAGCAAGACAUCAAUCACAAUGAUCUCCAUAAAAAGGACCCCCACCUAAAAGAUGAAGCAGUCCUGAUCACUUGGUAGAAUAUGUCUGAAAAGCUUAGGAUGAGACUUGUGUUACAGAAACACUGACUGUGUGGUUUGGAAAGUCUGAAGUAUUUAAAGGAAACUGUAGUGGGCUCAAUUUCUGCACAGUGAACAAAACACGUGGCUCUCAUCCCGCAAGCGUGGUACUCUGGUUUUGAGAGGCCGUACAGACGCACCUUUCUGCAUUAUAUAAAGCCAUCCAUUACAAAAUAUUGCACUGGUAAGAUAUACUACUUUUAAAUCUUUUAAGUGUGAAGAGAUAUAUAUUUUUGUAGAUAUUGUGUAAUGUAUUUAUAGGUAAUGAAGCCACACAAAUCCAUUUUAAGGAGGCUGUUUAUAUAAAAAAAAAUUGUAAUUUAAAUGUUAUAAUUUGAGGUAUCUUUGAACUGCAGGUACACAAAUGUAGUCGACUGUAAAUGCUUAUUGUGCUUAUUGUAUUUCUUAGCAAUGCAGAAUGAGGAGAAUUAAAAGAUCAUCAUCAGAAAUGUUUGAUGGCAUAAUAAACUUGUGACCUGAUAAAAUAGCAGUCUACAUCUUUUGUACACCACAAAGCUAAUCUGAUUUUAUAGGAUUCCUGGAUAAUCUAUAAAUAAUGUUUGUAAAAGCUCCAUCAUAUCAGCUAAUUCAUCUGAAAACUGAAAUGGAGUAACAUUAGUAUAAGGAGUGUAAAGAGUAAGGAGCACUGAUCAAUUACU
Messenger RNA from Polypterus senegalus (gray bichir), 4940 nucleotides. Its product is annotated as matrix metalloproteinase-21-like. The record is from RefSeq and is a predicted model, not a curated record. Gene Ontology annotation, molecular function: metalloendopeptidase activity; zinc ion binding. Bases 1884 to 3740 code for a protein of 618 amino acids. NCBI's taxonomy places the organism in Eukaryota, Metazoa, Chordata, Cladistia, Polypteriformes, Polypteridae. Gene Ontology annotation, biological process: extracellular matrix organization; collagen catabolic process; proteolysis. Gene Ontology annotation, cellular component: extracellular matrix. The transcript has 7 exons.